Molecule: messenger RNA, 394 nt
Organism: Dimorphilus gyrociliatus
Lineage: Eukaryota; Metazoa; Annelida; Polychaeta; Dinophilidae
Source: the annotation of a GenBank genome assembly
GAUGUAUUGCGAAACGCAUAGUAUUCAAAAUUUAUGCGUCAUUUGUUGGACAGAGAAUCAUAGCGAUUGUAAAGUAUAUCCAAUGGCCAGAUUAGAUAAAAAGAAAGAAAUCAUCGAACAACUGCAAAUGGAUGAUGAGAAAAAUGAGGAAGAAAUUCUGUGUAAAUUGGCUCAAUAUAAAUUAAAUAUAUUUGAUGAAGUUGAAAAUCAAUUUCAAACUAUUAGAAUAAAGUUUCAAGAUGCAAUUGAAGAGAGAAAGAAAUUAUGGAGUAUUGUCUAUAAUCAUAGUAAACUAUUGGAAAAAAUUCCAGAUGAUAUCAGCCUUCUCAAAAUCGAGGACUUCUUUCUUCAUCGAAAACUUUGGAAAGUAUCGAUUUCCAAAAAUGUAAUUUAG